UUGGCGGGUUUGCGCCGUCGACUGGAAGGUACAGCAACAUGUUCACAAGGGGACUUAUAUUUCCGAUUGUAUUUGGUGGGACUUUGAUUUUAUUUGGCUUCGGAUUUUAUCAUAGGUAUAAGCUGAUCGUUAACCCCGCUGAAAAAGAGGAAAGAAGGAAGUACAAUAUUCAGCAGGCGUUGGAAUUUCGUCGUAAAGUUCAAGACAAAAUUGACGAAAAGAAGGUUAAUCCUUGAUCACUUAUGCAGCUUGUGGGAUCUUAAGGAUUUCAUGUAAUUUAAGAGCAGAUCCAAGCUAGCUUUUUAAUCGUCUUGACAUUGACUUCUUUGUUUACUGAAAGUGAAUUGACUCGUUGAUCGAUGAAAAUUUUUCAAGGAUAUUAUGGGCAAAACUUCAUUUAUAGAUGACGGGUGAAGUGAAAGGGACACAAUAUAAACGAUGCUUGUCGCGUAAGAAGCAAUCUAAAUCUACGAAAUUGUCCAAAAGUGAUCUCUGCUUAAAUGAAACUGCCAGAAAAUCUUACACAGCUCUCAGAUCGAGAAAAUCAGCUUCUUCAAGUCCAGAUGAAAGUUCUGAUCAUUCAGCACGUUUAUCAGUAGUAUAUACUAGAGACAUUGGCUGUGCUUGUGAUGAGUACCUCAAAGGCGAACCUUCUGCUGGGGUGUCAGGAGAUCACAGAAUUGAUGAGUUUAAUUUUUGUGAGAAUGAAGAUGAAAAUAAUGAUGAUGUGAAGUCAAAGGCUGUAGAUGAUUUAUACGGCAUUCGAUGCAAGAGGAUUGACUCUUUAGAACUUGGAUCAGCAUGCUCUGAGGAUGUGGUUAAGUUUAAAAGAACCCGCAAUGCUAUAAAAUUAAAACAACCUUCAUUAUGCUUAGAAAAAUGCAAAACUCCUAGAUCUGAGACUGUAAAUUCAAAGGAUGCUAAACCCACCAAUGAGGCUGACUGCAGAGAUAAUAUCAAAACUCUAUCAACGGAAGAUGGUUCAUUACUCCAGUCACACGAAUUUAAUGUCAUUGUGGGUAACAUACUUUUAAAAAAUGAUAACAAUAAACAGAAUCUCGAUAGAGAAGAUCAAGAUGAAAUGGAUACUGUAUCCAAGGAAGAAACUACUAAAUAUACGGAGCAUUCUGAUGAAAAGCAGAACUCUUCAAAUGACAGGGUUUGUCCAGUCUGCAGUUUCAGCUUCUUAUCAGUAGAAAAUUUGGAUACCAUUAACAAACAUAUAAACAGUUGUCUUGACAGCUGCUCUGAUAACAGAGUCAAGGAGCAAGGUUCACGAGAGGUGAUUUUUAAAGGCGUUGGAGAAGACUCAUAUUUCUGUCAGCUCUGCCAAAAGGAUUUAUCAAGAAUGAACUCACAAAGGCGUCAACAACACAUAAACCGGUGUUGUGAUCAGGCCAGUGAAAAGGAAAUGCCAUUGUCAAAUUCAGUUUUAGUUCAGGCACAAUGUCCUAUUUGUGGGAAAGGAUUCAAAACAGCAAAGACUCGUCAAACACAUCUCAAGAAAUGUGCGCAGCAGCACAAUGUAGAAACCCAUCAGUUGUUGGAGAUUGUACAUCGGGAGAAACAGCAGGAGGACGAGACUUCCAUAACUACAGCAUCUGAAGAAAAUGUGCGUCCUAUUAGAAAUCUUAUUGAAGUGAAAAGAAAGAGGAGAGGUGCUACACUUGAGCAUGACCUUGAUGAACAGACUCAGCUUGCUUUGGCUUUGUCAGCCUCCAUGGCCCCACCCCCACUCCCACAGGCACAUUUUAAAAAAGGUGUGAAGGGGAAAGGAAAGAAGAUUAAAGGUGGUAGUGAACUGCCAGCUUUGUUGCUAAGAGAUGAUGAGAGUGCUCAAAGAGCUGUCAUGAUGAGAGCAGCACAGGUUCUUUGCACAAGAGAAGAAAUUGAUGAAGAGGAUGAAAUUUCUUGCACUCCUGCUCUUGCUCCAAGUCGACUAGCUCAGAAAAUUCCAGACAAUCAAACUCUCCUUGGUAAAAAGACACUACAAGAACAUCCUACUGCUUUUGCAAGUACAUCAGAGGCAAUCAGUGUGACUGGAUUAGAUUGCAAUACAGUAGAGGGUAAUGAAAUGUGUGCAAACAGUGGAAAUAACAUUGUCCUGGUUGAGGAAUGUUUUUCCCUUGUUGAUCCUUCACUAAGCAGGUCAUUUCUAAAUGUUUUACACGGUGAUGAAAACAAUGACAGGAAACCAUUUGAAUCAGAGGCACCUCGUCCCAACGCUCUUUGGUCAUUAGCAUCCACAAAGGACCAGUCCUAUCAGGAAUUCUAUGUACCAGGACUCUUGCCAUCUGCUUCACCAAAACAACCCGUGCAGUUCUCUUCUUCACCAGUUCAAAAGAAUGUAUACUGCAAUACCUUUCAUGAUCAAGCUGCCACCAAUGCUGCCACCAACGCUGCCACAAGUGCUGCCACCAAUGCUGCCACCAAUGCUGCCACCAAUGCUGCCACCAAUGCUGCCACAAAUGCUGCCACCAAUGAGGAGACAUCAGGCCCAUUAGCAUGUGAGUCCAACAUGCAGGUGUCAGGAAAUCCAAGUGGAGUUGAUGAAUGUGAAAGGAUAACACCAUCACAAGCUGUUAAUGUACAAAUGUUGAUGGAUCUUUGUGAUGGUGGCGACAUUUCCAAUGUUUCAGCAAACUCCCAGCAGAUGGUAACAGCCAGCAGUUUCUGUGGUGAUGACAAAGAGAAUCAAAAUGAUCAUGAGGGAACUCAUAUGGUCCCCAGUGGAGUUUCAAAAUUGCUUGAAGAUUUAUCAUCCAUGGUAAACAACUCAUGGCUCAGUGAUGUUGUUAUUCAUCUCAAAGAUGGCAAAAAGUUGAUGGCACACAGCUUUAUUUUGUCCCUCAGAUCCAAUGUUCUCGCACAGAUGUUAGAGGAACAACGAUCUGGAUGUAAAGAUGGAGUGUUUCUUUAUCUACAGUUUGAGGAAGUUAAACAAUCUGUUUUCGAAGUUACUCUAAGGCACAUGUAUACUGGUGACGUCAUCGUCCCUGAGCAUUGUGAGUUGGGUGACAUAACAAUUUUAGCUGAAAGGCUUCAACUGCGAUGUCUUCUGAAAGCAUGUAAGGACGCCAUGUUCCGGCUAAAGCAAGUGCAAGAAAAUGAAGAUGCUGAUAGCACUAGUGAUUGCGUUGUCCUUGAUGUGAAAACAUUUGAGCAAGAUCUAUGGACAAGGGAUCAAGACAAUGAUUUUGGCUUGGAUUUUCAAACUCCACAAGAUGAUGAAGAGGAAGUUACAAAUGAACAGUUAAACGAUGAUGACAUCGAAGAAAUUAUAAUCUUCCAAACUCAAUCACUUCAAAGGGAAGGUAGUGAAAAAUUUAAGGAUACCCCGAAAAAUCCAUUAAAUCUGAAUGAACAGCAGACAAGCAAGUUAGAAUCAGGUUUGACUGGUAAUUUUCGAAACAAGUUUGGUGAAGAAAUAUCUGUGAGAGAUUCGAAUCCUUAUGCGUCUGAAGGAACAGAAAAGAAGUUGCGAGUACUCAUCAAAGACGGUAAUCCGUCUUGUAUUCGUAUUGAAGGAAGUAAAGCAUCAAGCAAUGCUCCUGAAGAGGAUGACUGUUCACGUAGUCCUGUUAAACAGACAGGAAACAAAGAGAAAAGAGAGAAAUUCCAGUUUAAUAGGACCCAUGUAAGAGAACGUAUAGUAGAGGAAAAUACAAGUAGCAAGAGGGAACAUCUAACCCCUCCAAACGAAAAAGAGGAACAGAAACUACGUUACCAUCACUGUGCGUCGGCUGAGUCUUCUGAGGAUGAUGCGUUUUUACGUGACUCUAGUAAGGAACGCACCAUAGACGGAGAAACGAUCAACAAUCCGGACGAUGUCGAAGUACAGUGUGGAGAUCACACGCACGGGAUAAGAGAGAUUUGUACACUUGAAGUGGGAUUGGAACAGUCCUUUGAUCAUAGCGAAGAAUCACACCUUCCAGAGGAAGCUUUGGAAAUUGAUAUUAAUGUGGAAACUUAUCCCAAGAAUACCGAUAUCUACAACGUGUCUGUACAUUUGUUAAAUGAUGCAAAUCAAGUCGAUCAUGAGGACGCAAAGGAAACAGAUGUUUCAGGCGAAAUUCAACCGAAUUCGAGCCAAGAUCUUAACAUUUUGGCGGAAAGCUGUAACAAGCCUGGCUGUGCAAUUGUGUUUGUCCCGGGAGAGGAGGAUAGGCGGGAAAAGGAAGACUUAGAGGGGUCCCUAAGGGAAAUACCUUUGUCAGACUAUGCGGAAAGUGAGGGCAGCACUGAAGAAAUGGAUGUAAACGAAUCGAUGACAUUGAUCAGUGAUUAUGAGGAGGAGGUCCUCGAUGUUUCUCCGCGAAAAACUGAUAUGGCUAUCGUCCCAGAGACUCCUCAUGGGAGGGGAGGAGAGGGAAGGGGAAGCACCUCAACAAAAUUCUUAUCGAAACUUUCUGUCAGUGAAGAAGGCGAGGUCACUGUUACUGGUUCCUCUCCGUCCAAAUCACCUCGACGAUGGAACAAGGAAGCAAACCAAUUUCUGUCCAAACUGAGACAGCGUGCAGAACGUAGCAAAGGAAAGAAGCAAGCGAAAGUUAAGUCAAGAAACAAUGGUGUAACUGAGAAAUCUUGGGUUGAAAUAUCAGCCAAGCGAUUAACGACCUCAGAGGAGUCUCGUGGGAAACAAGACAACCUACGUGAACCGACAAAAUUAUCAGGAAACGUUGAAACUCGUAAUGUUUCACCAACACGAAUGACCCCGAGGGGUCGCACGUCCGCCAGUGGUUCCCCAAUGCGAACACCCCGUCGGGGUUCAAAAUCCCCUAGAGGCUCUAAGAACAGAAGUUGCUCGCCUAGAAAUCUGAACGAAGAUUAUAUAUCAGAAGUAAUCGAGGUUGGAAAUCCUCCUCCUGUUUCCCCAUCUUUAGACGAUUACGUAGUGCAGAUUUCUGAAACCUCUAAGAAAUCACCAGAAAAAUUGGCCUGUCCUUCAGAUAGAAAGGGUAUUUCAAGGGCAAAUGAAUUAUAUUCCAGAGAACAUCUCAAUUGUGAAAACGUAGAAUCUAGCGGGGAUGUUAUACAAGUUCUUGGCAUCAACCGAGACUUUCCUCUGUCAACCACAUCUCCUGGUCACUUUAUGUCGCUACCAAUCCCCUCGCCGAGCAAUGAUUUCUUUGAUGCUGUUUUGCCUCCAAACUCCCCAGUACCUUAUACUUCCCCUCCAUCACAACAGAUUGCUUUAUCACCCGAUCUUGACUCGCCCAGUCUUCCAGUUGAUUGGAAGUCACCUCCAGCCACAAGAGGAAUGGGUUCUAGUCCGCCGUCUCAAUCUUCAGAGUCGCCUUCGGUUUGUUCAUUCAGCUCGCAUCGUGCGCCGAGGCGGCAUUCAGAAUAUGAGAGGAACCACUCGGUGAAGAAAUUGGAGUUCGAACAGAAUUCAGAUGACAACGAUAACCCACGAAAGGCAGGAGUGGUAAAGAUUGAUCUUAACGUACCACUGAAGGAGAGAUUAAAAGCCGCGCGUGUUGGUGGAAUUAAAAGGUUCUGUAUCAGCGAUGAUGAUGAAGGUGACAGUGAUACAGACAGAAGUGAUAGUUGUACCCGAAAUGAAGAUAACAGCGGUUAUGGGCAAGAUAUGAACUCCACAGCUAAAAGGAAACAGCAAGUAGAAGGCAUUUCACUUGGUGACGAGUUUGAUUUCUAUGACGAUGGGGGCUUUAAUGUUGAUAUUGACGGAUUAAACAAACUUGAGGUUUUCAAUGUUGAUAGUGAUGUAGCAGCAACGGUGAAACGCCAUUGCAAUAAAGAUAUAGAGAAACACAAUGUUUUGCCGUCGCAAGUGAAUGCUGCAGCGACAAAUAAAGGUAAAAGGAAAGCUCCCUCAAGUCAACGAAAAGUCCAGGACAGUGAUGGUAGCAGUGAAGAUGAUGGAGCUCCGUCAAAGCGUCGGAAAAAGUCACACAUUCAGUCAAUCAAGCAGGUAGAAGAGAAGGCGAAACAACCAGUAACACCAAUGCCGAACUACAUCGAGAUGGCAACUCCAGUGUUGAAGAGUGAGCUGCACAAGUUUGGUGUUCGUGCUCUCCCGAAGAAGAAAAUGAUCUUGAAGCUUAUAGAGAUCUAUGAUUACACACAUUCAAAUGAACUACAUACACAGGGAAGUAAAACAGAACUUGCUCCAAAUAGAGUGAAGCCGCUGUCUUCCAGUAUCGCUGUCUCGCACCCUGUUGAUAAAGUUGAAGGAAGUGGUACAGUGAGCAGUGAUAACAGUGAUCAGGAAGAUACAGAAUUUGGAGACUGUACUAUUCUGAUUGAAGAUGACGCGAUAACAGCAUCCCAGCAGCCAUUAGAGUUGGUUUCACUGCAUCAACAAAUAAAAUCUGACGGAAUCAGUUGUUCUUUGGGAAAACUUGUCGAUUUCCUCGACCAGCAGGUGAGAAUAAUCAUGGAGAGAGAUCUAAGAACUCUAAGAAGAUCGAAGCUCAUGAACUAUUCAGAGUUUCGUGCGAUGACAACAGCUCUUGAAAAGUACUACAAAGAUGUCAAAAUUGCAAUUCUGACAGGAAAGAGAGAUGCUAAAGAUUUGGAUUUGAGGCCUUAUUUAUAUGAUGAAGGAGAUCCAUAUGAUAAACCUUUUCAUGGAACUCUGUUGAAGAUGCUCUCUGAGGUGGCAACGUCAAAGUAUUUUGAUAAGCAACAUGAGGAUUUGUUGAAGAUUUACAAGUGGUACAAGGCAAACAAAAAGUUGAUAACAUCACCACCUAAAAUUCCAAUUUCAAACCCAAAGAAGAGUGACAGGAACUCUGAUGGCCAGGACAGCUUGGAUGAAGAUGAAGAAGAGGAAGAACUGAAGGCACUCACCAAGAUUCCUAAGCUACAUCUGAGACCCAAAACAGCACCUUCAGUUGAGAGCCAAUUGGGGGCUAGAUAUGUGACUUGGAAUGAGGCCCAACAGCUGAAAGGUCUUAAAAGACCCUCAUCAGGCUCGAAACUAUUGAAAACUAUUGGGAGUGAGGAUUCCCUUAAAAGGAGCCUUCAUAUCAUCCCUUAUGGACCCCACCUAAGUGAUGGCUCUUAUUUAGAACAUGGUUAUGUGCCUGGUGGAUACUUGUUAAGGCCUGGUACUGCACCACCAGUGCUCAGGAAUGUUAAGAAAAAGGUGAAUCCAGAUAAGCUGAAGUCAUUCAUCCUUAGACCAGCAAGCAGCAGUUCAGCCCCAUACUCUUCCCCAGUGAUCUCACCCCUCUCCUCACCAAGGGACUCACCUGUACUUUCAAGUAGAACCAAGUCUCCUUUGACAGCACAUUACAGUCCCGACAUUGUUAAAGAACCAUCUGUUAAGUUAACUUCUGGUAUCAUGAAAGACAGAAGUAAUUAUUCAGCUAUAGAAGAGGCAGAAAUAAACAGUGAAGAUGAGGUGAACUUUAACGACAACGAGACUUCUUCUCCUGUUGAUUGUUCAGAAAAGGAUGUCAUACCAAAAAAUGCGACUUCUGUGCAAUUGGAAGAAAUUCUAGAACAUCAGAAAAUGGAGGAGAAAUUAUUAGAAGAGCAGCACGAGUUACUACAGAAAAAACUCCUUCACGACUAUGACAAUUACAUCAAAGAUUUGGGUGCAGUGCAAGAAAAAAAAGUUGACUUAGAAACUGUCAAUGGAGAUUUGAGUGUGAAGAAACGUUCCACACCACAAGAGGGAAGGAAGACUAUGAAACCUACCCCUGUUGGAACUUAUGACCUCUCUGAACCUGAAGUAAUACCUAGUUAUUCCAUUAUGUACUCUGGAUCAAGUACAGCCAAUGGCCACAGUCGACAUACAUCAGAAAAUGGGCAUCAGUGGAGCAGUACAAGUGCAGCGAGACAUCUCAGACAUGCUACAGUACCUCCACACAACAAUGCACAAGAAGUAAUCAAAGUAGACGCGGUCCUUGGAAUGGUCACACCUAUAGGCAUGCAAAUGGAGUACGACCGGGAGAGGGUAAAUGGCCAAAAACUACCAUCAAGUCCUUUGCAGCCAGCCAAAGUGGUUGCUAUGGGAGGUUCUUCAAAAUCUUCUGCCCCCACCCCAGUUAGUGAAGAAUUUUCAGUCCCCAACCGUCAUAACCAUUCUGAAGUGGAGGAGGGGCCUGGUAACCCUGCGCAAACAGCGCGUGAACAGGAGACAUUAUCUCCAGAGAAUUCGUCCAUCUCAUUAGGACCGGCGUCGGACACAUCGGAUAACAGAUCUGUUGAACUCAAAUAUAAGGAACCGGAGCUGAUUCCCGAGAGGACCCCAAGAGAUUAUACCGUACACUUCCCUCAGGAAAAGUCUCAAGAAUUAAUAACGACAAAGGGCUACAAGACUUCAGGUCCAGUUGUACCGGACACCAUCAGAUAUCAAUGGACCGAUGAUGGAUUUGGUAACAGAACAUACCUCAAGAAGCUCAAGGGCCCGACAUCUCCGCACAGUCCGAGAAAGAAGGUUCAACAGCCUAACAAUCAAGUAACAAUGCCCACUGGCAGGCGCUCAUUGGACAAACGAACCUUGGCUUCCCUUGUGGUAGUCAGACAUCUUGGUGACGCAGAUAGAAGGAACAUUGAUUGCAUAUCAGGGCCUCAGGGGAGAAAGCUGAUUUUGGGUCUGGCAGGCGCCGAAGCCGAUAACACGGAUUACACCUACAAUCUGGAGUACCUCUCUUUCUGUCAGCCUGUGGGCCCGAGGCUCGGUGAAUGCGACAAACCGUCAACAGUAAACUGGUAUUUACAAGGAGAACAUGGACUUUAUCGCGAAACAUUAAAGAGCCAAGCAGAAAUUAGUGAUGAUCUGAAAUCUCGUCGUACCGAUGUACGAAUUCCUAAAGACAACUCCCUGAUGGUUAAGGGGCGACAUUUUGGUGCUGUAGAUGAACCCAAACAACAAGAAAAGGCGACCUGGGAACCAAAGGAGUUGUCAUCACCGUCCACUAUCAGCUUGGACAGCGGUCACAGCAGUGUUACUACGAAAACCAAAGACACAUUACGUUCCACGUCACCAGCUCCUUCAUCGUCACAAGCUCGUCCUUUAUCACCGGCCUCGACUGCACGUAGGGUUAUCCCAAUCCCCACAGCUGGUCGCUCGUCCAGACCAUCUUCUGCCCGUAGCACAUGCAGUACACAUGUUGCACAAAACAUUACCAACUUUUCGGUGCGGGACUUUAAACACUUUUGUGGAGAUGAAGAGUACUUGCUAAUGGACGACUACAUGCGGCAGAGAGAAGUCUGGGCAGCAGUUAACAUUCAGAGGAUAUUCCGAGGUUUUAUGGGAAGACAGUAUGCGAGACAACUAAGAGUAGCAGACAUUGAGAGGCAAAGAAAGGCGGCUGUCAUGCUUCAAAGUAACGUUCGCGGAUUUCUUGCUCGGAAAAAGGUAAUGGAGCAGAAAAUACAGGAAUAUAAACCAAGUUCACGUGACCUGGAAUGGGCUCGAAAGUACAAACAGGAUCUGAAGAGGAGGGAAGAGGCUAGAAAACAGAAAAAUCAACAUGCCAUGUUCAUGCAAAACAGAGAAGCUGACAAGCAGGGCCAACAAAUGAAACAAGUGCAGGCUCAUCAACAUAUUUUUGACGUGUUCCAUCCAACACCAGAAGGUCCAACUAAAGCUCAAAAGAAAGCUGCUGCAAUCACCAUUCAAAGGUAUUUUAGAGGCUGGUUUGUUCGUCGAAUGCUUGAAAAAUCAAAAGCAAAGGCCUUGAAACGGACCUUGUCUUUCAACAAGUUUAUCAAAGGUUACCAGGAACUUCUCUUCAGGAUACAAAAGCGAUAUGGAAUAAAAGAACCAAGAACCGCACUAGAGUUUAACGAACUGAUGGAAUAUGUCGAGCGACUUAAAAAGUACGAAGUAGCAUUUGAUAAAUUUGCCACUGAUGGUCUUUUGCAAUAUAACGACAUCAAGGAGUUCUUCAAGUCUGUUGGCCACGCCCCGUCCCAAAAGGAAAUCGACGAAGCCAUAGAGAUUGUUACAAAAAUGUCCGCUAAAGGUCGUGCUCUAACCAAAGCUGAAGCAGUUGAAGUAUUAUUUCAGAUUUACGUUCCAAAAGGCACAAAAAUGAAAUUAUCUGACGUUCGUAAAUCUACUUGGCUAAAUCCACUGGACGAUGGAAGGGAUAUUAUGCAAAUGUUGUCUAAAAAAGACUUGGAACAAACCAACCUGCUAAAAUGUUUGGAAGUUGUGGCCGGUGCAGGAAAGGAGAGCAAUGAGAUUCAGGACUUACUUCGACCGGAAUCAGCCGCGGCGAAACAAAACGACAAAAGACAGCAAGGAAAGAAGAAAUCGACAGUAAAAGUACCCCGCAAAACUAUCCUGGCCCAGUAUCCCAUGCGGCCGUCAACACCGACUACAAAGUCGCCCAGGCCUCCAUCGGCGAAAAAGCCUAGUAAGAGAUGACUUUGGUAAUGACCUUGGAAACCCGCUUGAGGGAAAGUGGACUGUUACUUCAGACGUAAAGAAAUAAUAAAAUGGAGGUUAUUUAGCUUCUUAGCCCUCGGCACGGCGUGGCGACGUUUCCUCGAGCACAGGCAGCCUAAGCUCACUACUAGAAAAGCGGACGUGACUCUUACCCUGUUG
Stylophora pistillata is the source of this 10534-nucleotide messenger RNA. RefSeq lists its product as uncharacterized. Gene Ontology annotation, molecular function: protein binding. The record is from RefSeq and is a predicted model, not a curated record. NCBI's taxonomy places the organism in Eukaryota, Metazoa, Cnidaria, Anthozoa, Scleractinia, Pocilloporidae.